This is a messenger RNA of Cryptomeria japonica (Japanese cedar), 1022 nucleotides long. RefSeq lists its product as uncharacterized. The record is from RefSeq and is a predicted model, not a curated record. Bases 179 to 589 code for a protein of 136 amino acids. NCBI's taxonomy places the organism in Eukaryota, Viridiplantae, Streptophyta, Pinopsida, Cupressales, Cupressaceae. Gene Ontology annotation, cellular component: membrane. The transcript has 4 exons.
UCAACCGCACUAAUGAAAUUUUUUAGGAAGCCCUCCAUAAGACCCUAGCCCUGUUGCAUUUUCCCUAUUUUUUUGUUCAGUAUUUUACCUUUCUGUUGUGUGUUUUGCUUCCUCCGAUUGGAUGUCCUAUUGUUGAGCUUUAUUGCAAAAAUUGAGGGGAACUGGCCUUCACAGGGCAAUGGGAAGGGCUGGAUAUGGAUGGGCGGGCGCAGCAGGAACAUGUGCUGCAUUUGCUGCAGUAUUUGCCAAGGCCGCUUCGAUUUCAUCCCAGAUCGAUUGGAGAUUACAGUUGUUGGGAUAUGUUGGGGUGAUUUUACUCAAUGUAGCAAUGUGGAGCUGCUAUGUCAACAGUCUCAAGGCUUUAACUUCAUUGCAAGCGACAGUUAUCAACUUCUCUACUAAUUUUUUGGUCUCUGGAUUGACAGGAUUCUUUUUCUUUAAGGAAUCCUUGCAUUUACAGUGGUUUGCAGGCGCUUUUUUAAUUGUUCUGGGGACUUUCAUCCUUAGCAAAUCCAGCAUUUUGCCGGAGCUUGUUUCUCAGGCUGCAAAGAUGCAGCAUUCUCCAAUGUAUCACGAAUGCAAUGGCUGAAUUGAGCACUUCUGUGAAUCAAAGCAGACCAGACAACCUCUGGAAACUUGUGAAAAGAAUGAAAUGCGAAACCAAAUUUCCAAAGAUGCACUUGACAAAAUGUUCAUAUAUUUUCAACAAUGAGAUUGUGUGUGAUUGUGAGUUUUCUGUAGCUAUCUGAGAAUCUACUGCCUAGGAAGAGCAAUAUGUUUAGCCUGACUGAAAAGCACAAGAACUGCUAAGGUAUUGUAAAUAAGUGAUCCUCUGGGAGUAAUAUUUAUUUUGUAUUGAAAUAAGUUGCAAAUAUAUCUUUACCAUAACUACAAACAAGGACUGGCCGAUUGUGUAAUUUUUAUAAAAUAAGUGGAUAAAAUUUUCAAACCCCAACAAAUGAAAGAAAAGAGCAUGGCAAUUUUAUUUUGAAAUAUAAUAUAUUUAUGAAUUAUUUAUUAAA